Planococcus citri (citrus mealybug) is the source of this 4716-nucleotide messenger RNA. RefSeq lists its product as uncharacterized. The record is from RefSeq and is a predicted model, not a curated record. The transcript is spliced from 2 exons. Lineage: Eukaryota; Metazoa; Arthropoda; Insecta; Hemiptera; Pseudococcidae. The coding region runs from base 1 to 4116 and encodes 1371 amino acids.
AUGGCGAACAUCCUCUUACCACCACCGAUCAGAGUUCCAGAACCAGAGCUCGUAUUUACAUACAUGGAUGCGAUAUGUGAGAAAUGUCAUGCGUCAAUGUUAUACAUAACACCGGAACCGUUACCAGAAGCGAAUUUCGACACGGGUAUAGUCAACGGAAACAAACCCAUGAUUAUUGGAUCGUGCGGACACGUAUAUCACGCUGCUUGCCUCUUGGACCGCUUCUGUGAAACUCGAAAAUUCGACGACGAGAAUGAAAUAUGGGGAAGAUGUUCACUACCAUCCUGCACGACUCCCUUUUUACUCGAAAACAUUCGAACACUCGAACUAUCGACAAUCGUCAGGCGAUUCGAGGAACCCGCGAAUAUGAGAGUAAGUAGGUUGGAGAUGAAUCAGCAACUGCAGACAGCGUUACGUACUACCGAAAUCACCAAGAAUCGAAUCGAAACUCUUCAUCAACAAUUAAUUCAGACGGAAGCAAACUGUAAGUGUAAAGUUGAAACAAUGGAUCAACAAUUAAAGUGGUACAGGGAGCAAUUUAGGAUCACGAACGAGGAGUUACGGAGAUACCGGCAAUCUGGCAGAACUCCAGCCGACCUGUUAAGACUGGAAAACAUCGAUGUCGACACAACUGUAUCAACUUCAAUGGCCCAACCCGCAGCUACGUACUCAUCAUCGAUUAAUUCAGUGAUUACAAAUGUAACCACUACUCCAUCGGUACAAACUCCUUCAUUCGUCAACUUCUCAUUCACAAACAUUCCGACCACCAACACUGCAUCAUCAUCGACUCCGAUCUGUUCGACGUUAUCAGUCAACCGGCCACCUGGUUUACGAGCAUUAACCGUAGCACCACCGGCAAACCAUUCGACGCAAUUCCAACCGCAAUCGACCGCCGAAAUGAAUCGAUUCUGGAAUCCGCAAGCUCCAUCCGAUCGUUUAAGAUCAUACUUUCGAUCAUCAAAUGGUAAUACGAAAUUUCUAUUUAACGCAAAACAACAAGUACGCAAUCGCACACCGACACCACCAGCUCCGACACCAAACGAACCGAAGGUAGACGCAAGUGUAGCUGCGACAACUGUCGCAACUACCAACGUAACACCUUCAGUUUCGACAAAUAAAACCACAUCAACGACUAAAACGACAUCGAUCGCUACGUCAAAAACUGCGACUAAAACGACGAUGUCGUCUACAUCAUCUCCGUCCACGUCAAAGAAGACUGUUGCGACAUAUAGUAAAUCAUCGGCGGCGAAAUCGACUUCCACCACUACAACGUCGGUACACUCAUCUCCGAAGAUGUCACCUGCAACGGUAAAGAAACAAAAUCUGAAAAGUACCAACGAUACUAAGUUCGAUAAACCUAAAGCGUCAAGUUCGCCAAAACCCGAUCGAUCGAGGUCUACAGUAAGUAACGAAAAAUCAAAAGCAUCGUCGUCCACGAAAUCGAACUCGAAUACAUAUGCUACAGCUACUAAAAACAGCGGUGAUUUCAAACCAAAAAGCUCCAACAGCCGUAGUAUAAAUGAACACCGUACGCACUCAAGCCGCAACGAAAACUCGAAAGGCGAUUACCGUUCCAGUUCUUCAAACCGCAACCGUUCCAGAGAAAAGACCUCAGCGGAAUACCUUGAAGAAAUCGAUAGAAUUUUCCAAAAUCGUAAAUCGAACUCACACGAUCGCAGAGAUUCAUCAAAAGAAAAUCGCGAAUAUCGAGAUGACCGAUCAAGAAAUGAAAGACGCUCAACCGACCGCAGAAAGGCAGACGGUACAUAUGUGCCGAAAACCUCUUCUACGCCUAAAGAAACAUACAGCAGGCAAGCAAACGAUUAUCGCCGCGAUUCACCUUUGGACGGACAGUACCCGGAAAAUCGCCACCCGGGGUAUGAUCAACGGCGGACUAACUAUGACACGUAUCAGUCAAGCUACGAUAACCGUUAUAUUGCGAAUCGAUCAAGAAUGACCAAUGAACAAUCUCGAAAUUCUCAAGCGCCGUCAAUUAGACAAUCGACGCCUCAACGAACUUUAAACAGCACCGCGUCUUCAGGUACACCAUCGCCGAAUAAACAGGUCAGAGUUCGCGGUACUCACGCGAAUGUUCAAAAAUACCGAAAUCGAUAUUUAAUUCGUUUCGGUGCCGAAUCAGUUGAAUUGGCACCUUGGCAUCCUAACAAUUCUUACCCACUCCAAUUCACAGCAAUUGCUCGCGAAAUUGGAGUGGAGAAAUUCGCCGUAAGCAUCGCAGCCCAUAACAUGCCAAUCGUCGGAGACGGGCAUGCCGUAGGUCUGACCCGAUUUAUUAUUCGCAAAGAGACAUAUGCUGAUGACAUCGACACCGAAACAUUACGAUACAAUAUGUCGAUCAUUGAUCUAAUUACAAUAUUCGAGAAGUUCAAGAAAGCUCCAAAACGACUAAUGGUUUCGAUAGGAAACUUCGACGUAUUUAUGAGAAUGCCAAUUGACAUUUUCAGAAAGCAUUUUACUACUUUCCUGAACACGGUGAUGUCAUACGGUGCCGAAGAAAUUUUAUUCUUGCCUCUAAUAAAAUACCCAGAACAGGAUGCUCAUUUUUUCGAUGAAAUUACAGAUGUAAUUUCAGCCAAUUGGGAUGGUUUAUCGAAUGGUACGAUGAAAGUAAAAGUAAUUCCACCAUUUCCGAAGAACACGCCCCAAUUGGAGCGUGUAAGGGUGAGCGUGAUGGGUCCCUUUUACGCCGAAGAGUACUACGAGCAACAAGCGCAAUUCAUCCGUGAAAACUACGUACCUGUACCCAUAAAUAUGGCGAAGAAACACGGUCUAGUCCAACCGCCGUACGUAAAUAUUCCGCCGUCAACUGCCUCCCAUUUUGGAAUUCUACCCGUCGAAAAUUCUGAAAGCUCCAUCGACCAGAACCUACAAGCUAAAAUAGAUGCUCGCGUUGAAAGUUUGUUCUCAAAUGAAUCUACAACCACCGAAGCGAAGCCUGUCGAGGAGCAAAAACUGAGCUCUAGCCAACCUACACUUACUAAUGAACCGAUUUCGACGAUCUCUACAAAUGUAGAGUCCAUGAUAACUUCUCCGAUCCAAUCCGAACACGUGUCAGAUGUGGAAAUGGAAGAAAAAGCUUAUUUCGAAUCAGGUGAUUUGAACAUGGAAACCGAAUACAUAAAUCCGCUAGAUUUAUCCGAUGGCUCUCUACCUCAUGAUAUUCACCGUGAAGGAGAGUUAGAACGAAUGAAACUAAUUAACGAAAACCAAAACGUAAUCAAUGCUGAGAUUUCAUCUGAUACCUCUAGCAACAAUGAAGAAAACCUUGAAAAUUCGAGGAAACAAUUUAACCACGAUAUGCGUAACCGGUUACAUAAGUCUUAUCUCGAACAUUUGACCAGUACUCAACAAGAUAUUGAGAAUACGCGUAAAAUAAUUACGAGAGUGACCGAAUACACCGAAGCAGUUAAUGCGAACUCGAACAAAGUUGCCCAAGCUAUUGAGGAAUUGCAAAACGCAAAUUCAUGUGACGCUCUCAAUCUCACCUUAACCAACGCUUCGUCGAAAAAUUCCUCAAGGAGUUCGUCAAAAUCUCGUUCUGAACGCAACGCUGACGAAACAUCUGUUUCGUCAAAUCAAGACUUCAAGGCUCCCGAUUCGGUUAAUCCGAAAAAAUCGGUUAAAAAAUCGAAAAAGAGCAAAAAAUCUCCAGUUCGGUCAUCUCCGCGUCUAUCCCAUAAAAAGGAGAAACUCACGCUCGAAGAAGAAGCUCUCCAAAUCGCUGCCAAUCGCACCGCUCGAUUACCUGGGUUUGCUGCACUGUCCGAUACAUCUGUCUCGGACGAUCUAAACUUAUUCUCAACAACGGUGGAUCUAACAGCUCCAGCGACAGUUUCGUACGCAUCAGCAUCUACAGAUGAAGAAUCUUCUCUUACGGACGAUAGAAAUUUGUCGCUAAAAGCUAUACAAGAAAGCUCAACGGUCCCAGACACUGACACAAACUCCAUCUCACAACCGGAAGAGCUAUCGUCGUCAGAAAUUUUACAGCCGCCGAUUAUUCCGGCACCGACUGAAACUUUAUCGCCAAUAAAGGAAACCGUAACCGCAGAACAGGGUAAAAAGAAGAAAUCCUUUUUUAAAGGCUGGUUAAUGUAAAAUAAACGUAUAUAGAAGCGGCUCGACUUGCGCCAUCGCCGAUACAUAAAAUUCGAAUACACGUAACGACUACCAUCACAACGCAAGCUGAUGGGAAAGUAGCUGAAAAUUACCAUCGAAAACUCUACAUCAACCAUAUCUUCUUACGCCUGGACAAAAAUCUGUAAAUAUUACCAAGGGUUAUUCCCAAAAAGUUGUAAAUAUUUUGAACUCAUUUCAUUGUUACGAAAUGUUAAAUUUUUUUUAUAUAUAAUUUUUUUUUCUCUCAACGAAAUUUCUUAGAAUUUUUUGUUUUUAUUUUUCACGAAACAUUUUCUACAUCUCUAUGUAAAUAAUCAAAACCAUUUUGUUUUCAUAACUAUAUAAUUUUUUUUUCCUUUCGUGACUAGAAUUAAUAUUCUUUAUCAGUUUUUGACUACUCAUAUAUACAAUUUUUUUUUCUUUUCUAUGUUUGAUAUUUUUGUUACGAGAAGUUUUUUACCCUUUUUACCUAUUAUUUUUCCUUCUCGCAAGACCAUUUUUUUUUACUUUAUAUAUUCUAUACGAUAAUUUUCUUUCGUUUAUCAUAAACCAAAUUGCUAUCGCACUGGAAGAUUCAUU